Messenger RNA from Dreissena polymorpha, 1212 nucleotides. RefSeq lists its product as uncharacterized. The record is from RefSeq and is a predicted model, not a curated record. The transcript is spliced from 5 exons. Bases 1 to 1212 code for a protein of 403 amino acids. Lineage: Eukaryota; Metazoa; Mollusca; Bivalvia; Myida; Dreissenidae.
AUGCACGAGACCAUAAACGACUAUCGCACCUCCAUUCCCAAAGAUGACAGUCUGAUCUUCAGUAUGAGAUUCGUUGGUAUCAUAGAAAACGUGGGUGGCACCAGCAGUGACCAACAGACUCUAAUGGAAGAGCAGGAGCAUACGGAUGGAGAGUUAAGCUCAUUUGAGCGCAACAUGCUCGUGGUGAGUUUUGCUGCUCACCUUCAUUCCGUCAUUCGUUGUAUGUCUAAAUGCACUAAGCUUACACUAAACUCAGCAAAGAAGCAUACAUCAGACGUGCAUGAACUGUUCGUAAGGCUUCAUAUCAAUGCGGUUAAAUUGAAAGAGCUUAAGAGUCGCUGUGAAUCCAGCAUCAAUAUUUUGAAUGAUUCAUACCAGGGACAAGAACGCAAAAUUGACAAACUGAAACAUUCCUAUAAAGGCAAAAUUGAGGUGAGAUCUUUGAAGAAAACACCUAAAGUUGAGCAAAACAUGAUAGAAGAAAUGCACCAAGCGCAACAUUCUACUUUGGGUGAAAUCGCCAAAAAUACUUCGAAUGAAACUAAACACACACGGUCAAACCUUCAAGCUUCUCUCAAGACUGGUGUUGACACCUGCAUUAUACAUUACCCUAAACUAAAACUUCUCCAUGAAGCUUUACAGUACAGCAGUGAUAAGAAUAAGAAGAAACUCCUCUUUAUAGCUUCAUGGAAAUGCGUGGAAAAAUUACUUCAGGUUGACAUAUGCCUGGAGGAGAACUUAGAUAAACUUGAACAUUUAAUAUUAGACCACCCUAUUAGAGAUACUGGUCAAUACUUGUCCAAAUUAUCUGGUAAAUGGACGUGGGUACAAAGCAGCAAGACAGUCACAUACCAUGCUAACACUGACAUUGCGCAGUACUUGUACAGACUGGAAAAUCUAGGAAGGAAUAUACUCAGUAACUAUGUGUUUAGUGUGGCGGGUCAGUCUGAGCACAAUGCAGGUUGUGAUGGACAUCAACUGAAUGCAGCAGAAGAAGAGCUACAUAUAUUUGUACAAACACUAAAGACGUGUAACGAAAAUGAGCAAGUGCUUGCAAAACAAUUGGAUGGAGUGUUACAACAACAUAUUCCGGCAGACGAGGAGCUUAAUAGACUUAAACACAUUAAAACAUGUAAAGCUAAUGAGAAAGUACUUGUAAAGGAAUUAGAGGAAGUGAUACAACAAAAGAGCGCAGCAGAUGAGAAGCUAUAA